Molecule: messenger RNA, 2135 nt
Organism: Psammomys obesus (fat sand rat)
Lineage: Eukaryota; Metazoa; Chordata; Mammalia; Rodentia; Muridae
Gene: Cdc42
Product: cell division cycle 42
Exons: 6
Coding region: 135-710 (191 amino acids)
Biological process (GO): modification of synaptic structure; small GTPase-mediated signal transduction
Cellular component (GO): dendritic spine
Molecular function (GO): GTPase activity; GTP binding
Source: RefSeq, a predicted model, not a curated record
CGUGCUGACGUCAGGCGCGUGCCCCUGUCCGGCAGCCGAGGAGGCCCCGCGCACUGCUGCCAACGCCCCGGCGGAGAAGCUGAGGUCAACGUAUAAUUUGAAAUAUUAAAAGUGGAUACAAAACUAUUUCCGCAAUGCAGACAAUUAAGUGUGUUGUUGUUGGUGAUGGUGCUGUUGGUAAAACAUGUCUCCUGAUAUCCUACACAACAAACAAAUUUCCAUCGGAAUAUGUACCAACUGUUUUUGACAACUAUGCAGUCACAGUUAUGAUUGGUGGAGAGCCAUAUACUCUUGGACUUUUUGAUACUGCAGGGCAAGAGGAUUAUGACAGACUACGACCGCUGAGUUAUCCACAAACAGAUGUUUUUCUAGUGUGUUUUUCAGUGGUCUCUCCAUCCUCAUUUGAAAAUGUGAAAGAAAAGUGGGUUCCUGAGAUAACUCACCACUGUCCAAAGACUCCUUUCUUGCUUGUUGGGACCCAAAUUGAUCUCAGAGAUGACCCCUCUACUAUUGAGAAACUUGCCAAGAACAAACAGAAGCCUAUCACUCCAGAGACUGCUGAAAAGCUGGCGCGGGAUCUGAAGGCUGUCAAGUAUGUGGAGUGCUCCGCCCUCACACAGAAAGGCCUAAAGAAUGUGUUUGAUGAAGCAAUAUUGGCUGCCCUGGAGCCUCCAGAACCCAAGAAGAGCCGCAGGUGUGUGCUGCUAUGAACGCCUCUCCAGAGCCCUUUCUGCACAGCUGGUGUUGUCAUCAUACUAAAAGCAAUGUUUAAAUCAAACUAAAGAUUAAAAAUUAAAAUUUGUUUCUGCAAUAAUGACAAACGCCCUGCAUCUACCCACAUGCACUCAUGUGAGACAAGGCCUAUUGGUAUGGCCCCCUUGCCCUUCCAGUAAUAGUUAAUUUUGAAUAAUUGUGUAUUGUCUGAAAAGUGAUGAGUGUUAGUUUUUGUUUCCUUGUUUAAAACAACAACAGCAAAUCCCCACAAAUGUUUUGUUUUGUUUAAAAGCAAGGCAUGCGUGUGAUGACUGUAACAGACUAAUUCCAAUUGUCACAGUUGCUCCCUGCUUCCAUUUUGGAGAGAAAUCUGGGGCAUCUUAGUGUCUUUUGUUUUUGGUUUUGUUUUUUCCCCCCAACCCUUCUCUCCUUUUGGGAUGUGUGUGGGGUUGUUUCUUAGUCUUGUUUUUAAAAAUUUGUUAACCAGAGGACAGCCUGUGGGGGAGGAGGACAGGUUAUUUCCACAUUCCACUCCCUAGGUCUAGUUUAGCAAAUAUGUCCCCACCUGGUGCUCUUAGGAAGGAGUAUAGAAAUGCCUCGUUUAAUAACAUACUCCUUCUUGAAAGUUGCCUUUUCUCUCCACCCUUAAGUGGAUCCAGUCUUUGAUGAAACUCAUGACGGUGGUGGAAGCUGUCUUGCCCCUCUUUCUAGGAUGCACUCUAUAUGUGACUGUGACUUUCAAGGGUAUUUGUUUGCCAUUUGCUGAUACAGGGAGGGGGGGGGAUAAUUUCUAACUAAUUUCAUUUAUAAAUGAAAAAAAAGUAUUGCACCUUUUGAAAUACACCAAAUGGAUCGAGUUCCUAAUUAAAAAAAAAAAAAAAAAAAAGAAGUUCUUUUGCCCCUGUCAGUCAUUUUCUUAUAUGCUUAGCAUAGAUUUACAACUCACUGUGUAGUGUUCCUAGAUUCAGCUGAAGACCUGGUACACCGGGUUCCUUAGGGGAUGGUGCUGGAAGACACAUGCUUACUGAUGAUUGCCACCUCAUUUCAGGUGAUGAGGUUAUAGGUCUGCUUCAUUCAGAAGCUAUGAGCAUGUGGGGUGGGGAGCAUACUUUUAACCAACAUGGGGACCAGUCAGGGCUGUCCCCUUUUUUUCUUUCAUGCCUAUGAGGAACCCUUGAACAACUGGCCGAAGCUCUCUCAAGAAAAAUGGCGGGAGCCUCAUGACUCUUCAUAAGUGUUAAUAGAGACUUUAUCAGGCUAUUUUGUUUGCAGGUUCCAGUUUUUAAAAAUGUUUAGGUAAUCUCCUUCCCUAGUCCUGAUCUUGUGGAUUUGUUAGUGCUGAACCAUAUUGCUUUCUUGUGUCUCAACUCUUUGUAUAUGAAUUCUUUUCAGAUGUAUUAAACAAACAAAACCCUUCACAA